GCUGAAGUUAUGGGCGGUUCGCCCUUUAGAUCCGAUUAAGUGCUACCAGUGAGAGCUACGGAAAGUGUCUGCUAGCUGUCAGUUAGCUGAAGCGGUGGCACCGGAUGAGAAUGUUCCGUUUCGUUUGAAACGGGCGGUGGAUAAAUAGCUUUGUGUUGCUUUUUUGUUUGUUCAAAUAUAGAAGCUUUAUCCACGACAAUCCUGGGCAACAAAGGGAGAACUGAACGGAAAAACUGAAAUGUCAGGUGACGUCCACUAUUCAAAUAUGUGUUGACUGUGACGCAUAGUUAGCUAGUUAACUAGCCCUGCGACGGACUGUUGUGCCUGGCUAGCUUGAGUUACCUAGCUUUAAAAAACAGAAAGCGAUGUCACCGGGCGACAACCCUCACGUUUUACUGGGAAGGAUUCGGUUUCUGAACAAGUGCAUAGAAUGUUUCAGGAAGAGCGAAGCUGUGCCCGAGUGCCUAUGUUUCGUCCCAAAAGAGGUAUGUUAUAAAAUCUGCAAAGAUUCGUCAUCGAAUUCAACCGCUUCGUCUAGUACGUCCACCGCCAACUCAUCCGUCGGUAAGACCCUGGUUUCAGUUUGGGAGAGCCCACAUCAAGCUCUCCACAGUAAGAAACUAUGCAAGUGCAACAUCGAACCAAAGAAAGGGACAUGUAUUCGGACAACGGGGGAAGAGUAUUGCAACAGCCACGGCCUGUGGGUUAAAAUCAACAAGGAUCAGUUGGAGGAGCACCGAGUGGGUCAGGAGUGUGAGGAGGGCUGGGUCUUGGUCUGUAAACACACGGAGGGAGGAGACCGACUGGUACCUGUAGAAUCACCUGAGACACUCGGCAGACACCAGCAGCUCUUCGGAUAUGACCACAAGCCCUGUGACAGGUGGGAACAGGUGGUGGAUGUAGAGAGUUCUCUUCACAUCGGCUCUAAACCCAAGGUCGCGGAGCGUGAUGAAGCGGCUGUUCAGAAGCUCAGAUAUGUUCCUCCCACCUGGACGUUUGAAUAUGAUGAGGAUCUGGUGCACUACUUCUACGACCACAUUGGAAAGGAGGAUGAGAACCUGGGCAGUGUCAAACAGUGUGUCACCAGCAUCGAUGUGUCCUCCUGCUCAGAGGACCCUAGUGGCGGGGCAGGUUGCCUGACAGAUGGAGACACGGAGACCUACUGGGAGAGUGAUGGGAUGCAGGGACAACACUGGAUCAGACUGCACAUGAAGAGAGGCACCGUAGUCAAUAAGCUGAUAUUGACCGUUGACUCAACCGAUGACAACUACAUGCCUAAAAGAGUGACUGUGUUCGGAGGAGAAGGAGACAAUCUGAAGAAGCUCAGCGACGUCACAAUAGACGACAAUCUGAUUGGUGAGGUGUGUGUGCUGGAAGACAUGACGGCCCACCUGCCUGUCAUAGAGGUCCGCAUCGAGGAGUGCAGGGACGAGGGGAUAGACGUUCGGAUCAGAGGGUUGAAGAUCAAGUCAUCAUGUGAGAGAGACCUGGGGCUCAACGCUGACGUGUUUCAGUCUCCUAACCUAGUGCGUUAUCCUCGACUGGAGGGGACCCUGCCUGAUGUCCUCUACCGCAGGGCCCUGGUUAUACAGAGGUUCAUCUCGCUGCUGGACAGUCUCCUGCCCCACCUGGUUCCAGCCUGGGACUACAGCCUGGCCACCUUCAACCACAUCAAGAGUAUCAAGCCGUUCCUGCUGCUGUCGAAGCGUCGCUCGGCCCUCAUCACCCAGUGUCUGAAGGACUCCGAGACCAGCAAGCCCAACUUCAUGCCCCGGCUCUAUAUCAACCGUAGACUGGCCAUGGAGCACAGAGACAACCCCUCACUGGACCCUACUGCCAAGAACGCUGUCUUCACACAGGUGUACGAGGGUCUGAAGCCAUCCGAUAAGUUUGAGAAGAUUUUGGACUACAGAUGGCCGGCGCGGUACGAGGUACUGGGUAAUUUAAUCCUCACCGAGUUCCUAUUCCUCCAAGUGGGUCAUGACAUCAGCUCUCCCAGGGUGUUGGACCCCUGCUCCGUGGCCUUGCUGGCUUGGCUGAGUUUCUGGCUUCCCUUUGUGACAGGGCUGACCUUUGUCACAGGGGUUAAUGACAUUCUGGAACAGACAGAUAAGGUUCGGAGGGACCGGGAGACCCUGAGACAGUUCAUGCCGCCCUCUUCAGGCCCCGGGUCCAAGGCAAACGGACUGUCGCCACCCACCUGCACCCGAACGACGGUGGGGUCCCUCUCCUGCCCCAUCGCCUCGUGCUGA
Messenger RNA from Salvelinus namaycush (lake trout), 2252 nucleotides. RefSeq names its product HECT domain containing 3 (gene hectd3). NCBI's taxonomy places the organism in Eukaryota, Metazoa, Chordata, Actinopteri, Salmoniformes, Salmonidae. The transcript has 14 exons. Gene Ontology annotation, molecular function: ubiquitin-protein transferase activity. The record is from RefSeq and is a predicted model, not a curated record. The coding region runs from base 366 to 2252 and encodes 628 amino acids.